Molecule: messenger RNA, 1500 nt
Organism: Penicillium subrubescens
Lineage: Eukaryota; Fungi; Ascomycota; Eurotiomycetes; Eurotiales; Aspergillaceae
Exons: 1
Coding region: 1-1500 (499 amino acids)
Source: RefSeq, a predicted model, not a curated record
AUGCAAAUCCUCGGUCUAUUCAAAUUGACUGGUGCAUUAUUUAUCCUGAGCAUGAUCUCGCGAGUCGCAGCUGCAAUGGCUUCGGAGAAUAUCUUUAGGCUGUCCAGCCUCGGCGGUCUCAUUGUUGGGCAACACUUCCAAGCGAAUGCCGAUGCUGGUGAACACGAUACCAAGCCCUUGAAAGAGGCCUGGGGCCUGCGAGCGGGAGUCUACACCCCCCGUCAGCUGGUAGAAGGCUUCGCUCCUCUUCUUGACGCCGUCGUUUUCCGUCUAGGAACCGAUCCUCCAAAUUCGAAGCCCGCCCGUACACAGCUGUUAGACAACGUCGCUGCCAACCUAGCUACCGACACUCGUGAGAGUACCCUCCGGCUCGUGGAGCCCCUCGACAUCUCACGGCGAGAAAUAAAAGACCAGGCCAAUCGCAUUGGCAAGACCCUCGUACAAUGGGCACGCGAAUCCAGCUCCAAAUCGUUCAAUCCGGACAUGUCCCUACGCAGUCCCUGCGAGGGCCACCUUCUUACUCGCCCGAAUGUGGACCUGAUGUUCGGCGAUCGAGCUGCACCACCUUUAAUGCAGCUUUUCAAUGAAUACAUGCAUCAAAUGGUUCUGCUCCGCGAUGCCCUAUUGCCAUUCCAGAAUUACCAAGACGUGCUCAUCCCGGUGGAUCGACAUGCAAGAGGUAUUCGACACCUUGAAGCUGGGAGGAGCAAGUUUCUCGCGGAGGUUUUGACCAAACACGCUACUCAGCAGGGCGUCAUUGCGUAUGCCAAAGCGCUACUUGCUCCUGGGUUACUCUCCAACCCUGCGGUGGGAUAUGGAUUCCAGUACGCGCAUGGUACUGUUCUACCAGCGUUCCUGGCCGGGGGUCCAACUUCAUUACACUUGCUUCAGUAUCUGCCUACAAAGAUUGAUGAAACCACGACGGAAGUUUCUUUCGAGUACAAGUUUCAGGACUAUUAUUCUGCGCAUCGCGGAGAGAUUUCAGAAGGCAGCCCAACUCCCGCGUCUCAGAUGCAGAUCUACCCAGAAACCAAAGCUACCAACGUCAAGAGCGCCGUUAUCGACGUGUCAAUUGCCUCAAAACCCACUUCAUCCCGGCUCUUGGAGCUACGACUUGAGUUGGAUAACGAGAAAUGCAUCAGUGUCGAUUUAGGCCAAAUCGCACGCGGUCAUCGAUACUCAUAUCCGAUCCAGAAUGCCCCAGACAAAGAAGUCUCCAAAUUUACCCCGGAAUAUAUCGUGCAUGACGCUCUGCGCAUUUUGCAAUCUGAAACCGGCGGUUUACUCAGUGCACAGGAAGGAGGUGUACAUGUUAUUCCCGUCAAGGACCCUGUCAUUGCCUUGGCCCUCUUGGGGAAGUUAUACCCAGAGAACGUCGUUCUACUUCCUGGAAGUGAGACCCUUUGUAAAGCAGAAUCUGCGGGAAAGGGCUUUGAGCCGAAAUUUGUGAUUUGGGGUGGUUCGAGGCGUGGGGGGGUUAAGGGUGUGUUUGAGCAGUGA